UAAAUCAGCUUCGAGUACGUACCGGUACGAGCACUACUACCAGAGACACACUUUCUGAUUCCAUCUCUGCCCAAAAAAAGACGACCCACCCUCAUCCACCAUGGCGGACAUCUUCUUGAUCGUCGCCACAUCGGUGGCCUUUUUGUUGAUGCUAGUCAUCGCCAUCUAUUUGUUGGUUUAUUACUCUCAUCCCGACGAUCGCAACGAUGCCUACUUUCCGAAGCUGGUCGUAAUCAUAGGAAUCAUGCUCACGGGAGCCACCUGUCUGCUGCUGCCCCUGGACGUCGCGAACAACGAGGGAUACGCCGGUACGUGCAGUACUCGUAUUUUUCGAUGCGUAAAAAGAGUACGGUACGGUACCCGGACCGUACUCCUCGGUACCAGUACAUUCCGUGAUUUGAUGGAUUUGUUUCAAUUUUUCAAAAAAGGAUCUUCACGAAGCAUUCCUAUCCUCCGGCAGCGCGACAACAAAUGGAUUUCGAUUGAUUCUGUCGAAUGAAACGGAAUUGAAAUGGAUUAGGAAAGGAAAAUAAUGAGGUGAUGCAACGUGAUGCAUAAUGAGAGUGCAUACAGCACAACCUACAUUGCAAUAGUCGCUUUGGCUUUGUCUUGUAUCUCACGCGAGCCUUUCAUUCAACACACCAUGCCUCACAUUGCUGUUUGUUGCCAUGUUCUACUUUCAAUCUGAUCAAUGAAACUUAAUGUGAUGUCUGUCAUACCAUGCGCAGGUUGUGACGGAUACAACACCUCGCUCUGCGGCGGACUGAACAUGACCCUCUUUUGGGACAUUUUCUUCUGGUUGAUCCCCGUCUGGGUCUUCUUGAUGAUCCCCUUUUCGACCUUUUUUUACGAGGCCGACGACGGCAUGCUCAUGGCCGGAACAUCCGUCGAUCCGAACCCCGUCAAGAAGUCCCGUAUCCUAUCCGCCCUGGGCUACACCACCGGCGUGGUGGUCUUCAUCACGGUGUUGUACGUUGUUGCCUACAUGACCGCCUCGGAGGCUUCCAUCAGCGUGCAAGACUACAUGGGAAACGAUCUGGUCUCGGCCUCGGCCCUCGGAAACGACCGCCGGGGCGUCGUCAUCACCAAGACCUCCAUCGGUGCCAGUGGAAACUUUACCACCGCCCAGCUCGCCGAAAUGGAGGGAAACCCCUACGAUCAGGCGUACGCGAGCACAGUCGAGAACAUGGGCUCCGACACGCUGGUCAUGCAGGUUAGCAUCAGCACCUUUUUUGCCGCCCUCAUGGCCUGGCUGGGGUGGUUUCUCUUUGCCGUCUUUGGGGGCAUCGGCAUGGCCUCCAUGCCGCUCGAUCUCAUUCUGGUAUUCAAGAACCGGCCCCGCAACAUGGACGCCGUGGAGUACGCCGAGGCACAAAAGUCGCUCCGGGAUCGGGUUAACGAACUGGUAGAUAUCGGGGAGCUCAUCAAGAUCGAGCGCGCGAACAACCCGAACAUGGGCACCGUUGGCGGGAUGGGGGGCUACUUCAGCGCCGAAAAACGCAAAGAAGCACGGAUCGAGCGGCAGGCCCUCCUUGAAUUCAAGCAGGGUGUCUACCUCCUGGAGCAGGACGUGGAAGACUUCAAGGCCUGCACGUCCGAUUACGAUAACUACAACCCUCUCCGGCCCUACAUUGCCCUCUUUCUGGGGAUCUGCUCGAUCGUGAUCUCGCUAGUCUGGAUGGUCCACAUUGCCGUGUACAUCCUUCCCACCCCACCCCUGACGCCCUUUUUGAACUCCUACUUUGCUUGGUUCGACAAAUGGUUUUCCCUCUUCGGUGUGCUUAGUGUGGCUCUAUUCACCGUAUACCUGCUGUUUGCCGCCGUGACGGGGUGCUUCAAGUUUGGCUUGCGGAUGGCCUGCAUCCAGCUCCACCCGAUGGUUCUCGGUAAGACGUACAUGUCUUCGUUUUUGUUCAACACAGGCCUAGUCCUGCUCUGCGCCCUCCCGGUGGUCCAGUUUUCCGCCCAGGCCUUUUCGGACUACGCCAGGAACUCGACGAUCAACCAGAUUUUCAACGUCCAGAUCGAGAACCUGACGUUUUUUGGCUGGUGGUUCACCCAGAAGGUCUUUGUGUACAUUUUCUUUUCCUUUGCCGGCCUGACCAUGCUUUACCUUCUGGUGAAACCAAAGGAAACGGGCCCCUCGGGUGUCGACCUCCGGGACCGGUUGCGAUCGAGGAAGGGUUGAGCAAGCACUUCAAGCAAUCAUCAGCGAGCAAACCAACCAUCCGGGAAAACGAAGAAAAGUUUCGUAAGGAAACGAAAAAAUAGAAAACUAUUGCAUUGCACUAGGCGGGAACACAUAGCCGAGUAGGUUGUCCCCUCAUUGCGACUUUGAUCCAGUGUCCACUACGGUACGACAAAUGUACUGUGAAUACACGCGUCACAAUUAUCUUGUACACUAUCUCAGCAACUACAUAAUAAUUUUGCUAGUAAAAAACUCCUUUUUAA
Messenger RNA from Pseudo-nitzschia multistriata, 2451 nucleotides. Lineage: Eukaryota; Bacillariophyta; Bacillariophyceae; Bacillariales; Bacillariaceae. The record is from the annotation of a GenBank genome assembly.